UGCAGCAGUUGUUGACAGGAGCCGUCGAGUGGAGAAGGGGUCGGGGAGCAAUUCCUGCAGCCAGCUGGCAGUCGGCUAUUUGCAUUCAAAAAAAGCUGAAAAAAUGCCCUGGAAUGAACGUUGUUAACGUGGGGCCCAGCGAUCGAGCAGAAGUGUGGAGCUGUCGCUGUCAGACACGAUCUGGCGCCUUUGGUGCCGCUAGCCGAGGCGUGUCCCCCGAUCCUGCCGGCUGCGUUUAGCCGAGGGGCAGUGCCACAAUGCUGUGCUGGGGAAAUGCCUCCUACGGACAGCUGGGCUUGGGUGGGAUCGACGAGGAGAUCGUGGUCGAGCCGCGGACAUGCGACUUCUUCCACGGGAAGCGAGUGUGUGACGUGGGGUGUGGCCGCAGACACACCGCCGUCCUGCUGGAGGACGGGACGGUGUACACCUGUGGCUGCAAUGACCUGGGCCAGCUGGGGCACGAGAAGUCCAGGAAGAAACCAGAACAGGUCGUGGCCCUGGACGCACAGAUCAUAACGGCGGUGUCAUGUGGAGAGGCCCACACGCUCGCCCUGAACGAUAAAGGGCAGAUUUUCUCCUGGGGCCUGGGCUCAGAUGGGCAGCUGGGCUUGAACAACUUUGAAGAAUGUGUCCGUGUGCCUAGAAACAUCAAGAGUUUGUCAGAUGUACAAAUCACUCAGGUAGCCUGUGGUUAUUGGCACUCCCAUGCACUUUCAAGAGGGGGGCAAGUCUUUUCGUGGGGCCAGAGUCGAUAUGGACAACUUGGGCUAGGAAUAAAGGGACAGAGCGUUUCCACACCGCAAGUCGUCCAGUCCCUGCAGGGCAUUCCUUUUGCCCAGAUAGCAGCAGGUGGUGCCCACAGCUUUGCCCUCACUCUCUCAGGAGCAGUGUUUGGUUGGGGGCGCAACAAGUUUGGUCAGCUGGGUCUCAAUGACACCAAUGAUCGAUGUUUCCCAGCACUGCUGAAAUCCCUUAGGUCACAGAGAGUGAUUUACAUCUCCUGUGGAGAAGAUCACACAGCAGCACUGACCAAGGAAGGAGGUGUGUUUACAUUUGGAGCAGGGGGAUACGGACAACUUGGACAUAACUCUACAAACCAUGAAAUCAACCCCCGGAAAGUGUUUGAGCUCAUGGGAAAUGUAGUUACGCAGAUUGCAUGUGGAAGGCAGCACACAUUGGCUUUCACACCCUCCUCUGGGAAGAUGGACUCGUUCGGGCUCGGUGGUAAUGGGCAGCUUGGUACGCGCUCCACUUGCAACAGGAAAAGCCCCGCCCCUGUCAAAGGCCUUGGGGUAGCCUCCAAUGCUCCAGCGUAUACAGACUCGGAGCAGGACUGUUGUGUGAAGAGGAUUUAUGCUGGAGGAGAUCAGAGCUUUGCUCACUAUUGCACUGCCAAUACCCUCCAGAGCGUAGACGACGUGAGGAUAAAAGAUUCCCACAUACGCAUCUGCACCUUAAAUGAGUCGAUCAUACAAAGAUGGUUGAACCAUUCACCAGGAAGACUCCCGCAAGAAAUCUCCAAUGAGAUUGACCUGGUGUUCUCCUCAGCAAGCUGCCUCAAUGGGUCUUUCCUGUCAAUGAGUCAUCCAGAUCACUACAGUACCAGCAGCAAAUGCUCAGGAGUGGACAUGAACACGGCUCGUAUCCUGUUUCACAGAGUGAUCCAGCAAGAUCAGCAUGAGAUAGCUCAGCAGAUUGCUGCCAGUCUGGAAAAGAACCUAAUUCCCAGACUGAAUAACUCUCCACCAGACAUUGAAGCCCUGAGACUCUACCUCACUCUUCCAGAAUGCCCUCUCUUCAGUGACCGAAAUAAUUAUGUGACUAUCGCCAUCCCAUUUGCCAAAUCCCUCCUCAGCCUGAAAGAGGCUCCACUAAAGGUGCUAGGAAACUGGUGGUCAAGUUUCGAGCCCCCAGUAUUCCAGCGGCUGGUCGAGGUUUACAAGGAGGUGGUGGUGUAUCUGCUUCAGAUGCACAAGGUGGGCAUUCCCUCAGUCGAGCAGAGAAUUUUCACCUGUUUCCUGGACACGUCCCUCCGGCUCCUGGAGAUCCUGCACAUGGUGAGUGAAAGGGCAGGACACAUUAUUCAGUACGAUAAAUUCUACAUCCAUGAGUUGGAUGACCUGAUAGACAUCAGAAAUGACUAUGUCACAUGGAUUCAGAGGCAGAUGUACCCAAUGGGCCAUGAUGGUGUGGUGACUCUGUGCAGGUAUCCUUUUGUAUUUGACGCCCAAGCGAAGACCACUCUGCUACAAACUGAUGCUGUCAUACAGAUGCAGAUGGCAGUGGACCAGGCACAGAUGCAAAACUUCAGCUCUAUGUUCCUGCCAGCAGUGGAAUCUGUCAACCCGUGCCUCAUCCUCAUCGUGCGGAGGGAAAAUAUUGUUGGAGACACCAUGGAAGUCCUCAGGAAGUCCAAGAAUGUUGACUACAAGAAACCGCUUAAGGUGAUCUUUGUCGGAGAAGAGGCGGUCGACGCAGGAGGCGUGAGAAAGGAGUUCUUCCUCCUGAUCAUGAAAGAGCUGCUGGAUCCCAAGUACGGCAUGUUUCGUUACUACGAGGAGUCCAGACUCAUCUGGUUUUCAAACAAGACCUUCGAAGACAUUGACUUGUUCAACCUCAUCGGACUCAUCUGCGGUCUGGCCAUCUACAAUCUCACAAUAGUGGAGCUCAACUUCCCCGUGGCCCUUUACAAGAAGCUCCUGAAGAGGAGGCCGACACUGGACGACCUGAAAGAGCUAAUGCCAGAUGUGGGAAGGAGUCUGCAACAUUUACUGGACUACACAGAAGAUGACCUCGAGGAAACGUUCUGCUUGAACUUCACAAUCACAGAGGAAAACUAUGGUGCCACAGAGGUUUUGGAACUAGUACCGAAUGGCGAAGACAUCAAUGUAAAUGAAUCAAACAGGCAGGAUUUUGUCCAUGCCUACGUCGACUAUGUUUUCAACACAUCUGUGGCCCCACUGUUUGAGUGCUUCUAUGCAGGCUUUCACAAAGUGUGCGGCGGGAAAGUCUUAGAGCUGUUCCAGCCCAAUGAACUGCAAGCCAUGGUCAUUGGCAACACCAAUUAUGACUGGACGGAGCUCGAAAAGAGUACUGAAUACAAAGGGGAGUACUGGGCGGACCAUCCCACCAUCAGGCUCUUCUGGGAAGUGUUCCACAGUCUUCCUAUAGAGAAGAAAAAACAGUUCCUCUUGUUCCUCACAGGAAGUGACCGCAUACCCAUCUUGGGCAUGAAAAACCUGAAGCUAGUGAUCCAGCCCACCGGAGGGGGCGAGCACUAUUUACCUGUCGCUCACACCUGUUUCAACCUGCUGGACCUGCCGAAGUACACGAGUCUGGAAACACUCCGUGAGAAGCUUCUCCAGGCUAUCGAUCACAAUCAAGGCUUUAAUCUCGCCUGAACGUACACAGAAAUGCCUAGAACUCAAGUUAACAGUCAAGACUGUCGAUGGCGAUCACUUCCCCAAAUGCUUUGUUUUGCAGACCUGAACACUGGUUGGAAAGAGGCCAUGUGACACUAGAAACAAGUAAGAGUUGGAUAAUUAGACUUGACUUAGAUUUUCCAGCUUUCCCCAUGCCAUUACAGUAUUUGAUGCCCUAUUACAAGCUGAUUGACAUUUGAUAUUGCUCUUGUAGAUAAACUUUUAUUCAUGUUUGGAUAUGACAAGUAUGAUGAAGCAGACUACUGGUAUAUACUUUACAGGACAGGCACACAGCAGCAUAAAGCCUGUAAAAUAUAAUUAAAUGCAGCAGCGCUACCUUCCCCUAGCUUAAAAUGUAAUGCAACAGUGAGAUAUUUUGUUUUGUUCAUUCUGUUGGACACGUUUCAGAAACGCCCAGAAAUAAAAUGAAAUACAAACACUGGCCUCAAAAUGACUAGAUUUAAAUCAACACUACUUUCAAAACAUCUUAAGCUCUACUUUGUAGUAACUGCUCUGACUAUUUUACAGGCGAUAAUGACACUAUCCACUCCCUGUGCAUUAAACAAUUAUACUCGGACAAUGAAAACUAACUCUCUUUAUGUUAAGUUCUAUUGUUGCAUUUGAUUGAGAGUAGUGCAAAGUGUACAGAUUGGGUUUUCUUGGCUUGCAAGCCUUCAACAAUCCACAAUUAAAAAUGAAUAAGCCACUGAAA
Scophthalmus maximus (turbot) is the source of this 4134-nucleotide messenger RNA. It is a transcript of the gene herc4, whose product is annotated as HECT and RLD domain containing E3 ubiquitin protein ligase 4. The coding region runs from base 258 to 3401 and encodes 1047 amino acids. NCBI's taxonomy places the organism in Eukaryota, Metazoa, Chordata, Actinopteri, Pleuronectiformes, Scophthalmidae. Gene Ontology annotation, molecular function: ubiquitin-protein transferase activity. The record is from RefSeq and is a predicted model, not a curated record. The transcript is spliced from 24 exons.